Molecule: messenger RNA, 1491 nt
Organism: Scleropages formosus (Asian bonytongue)
Lineage: Eukaryota; Metazoa; Chordata; Actinopteri; Osteoglossiformes; Osteoglossidae
Product: GRB2-related adapter protein-like
Exons: 6
Coding region: 48-749 (233 amino acids)
Molecular function (GO): protein binding
Source: RefSeq, a predicted model, not a curated record
UAGGAGGCCUCCUUCACAGUUGCUCCUCCUUCGCCAAGUACAGCUGGAUGACGGUUUCUGCCACGUCAGGUGUCUCACACGGUGUAGGAGGGGACACAAGCAUGGAAGCCGUGGCUCUCUACACGUUCCGGGCCACGGAGAGCGACGAGCUCAGCUUCCAGAAGGGAGACAUCCUGAAGAUAACCAACAUGGAAGACGACCCCAACUGGUACACUGCGGAGCUCAUGGGCAGGAGGGGCUUCGUUCCCAAGAACUACAUCAAUGUAAGACCUCACAUGUGGUUUGCCGGACGGAUUUCCAGGCAGGUGGCCGAGGGUCGCCUGCGCCACCGGGAGUGCGGUGCCUUCCUGGUCAGGGAGAGCGAGAGUGCCCCCGGGGAAUUCUCCUUGUCUGUAAGCAGCUACGGGGACCACGUGCAGCACUUCAAGGUCCUGAAGAAUCGGGCAGGUCAAUACUUCGUGUGGGAAGAGGUCUUCGACUCCCUCAACGAGCUGGUGGAGUACUACAAAACGACGAGCAUCGCCAAGGAGAGAACCGUCUUCCUGAGGGAUAGGGAGCGCUCGCUGGGGAGGGCCCGGCACGCCCACGCGCUGUUCGACUUCAACCCCCAGCAUGCUUCCCAGCUGCGGUUCUUGCGUGGCGAUGUCAUCGACCUGCUCGACUGCUCGGACCCCCAUCGCUGGAAAGGCCGAUGCCAUAGCCGAGUCGGAUACUUCCCCCCAGAAUACGUCCAGCCUAUUUACCACUGAAGCCCCCUCCUGCCCUCCCAGCCGCCGCCCUCGGACCUCCCAUCAUCAAAUGAGGAGCACCAGGCGUUGCGUCAGGGGAACGAGAGGCAUAUAGUGGGGGAUUCUUCCAGCAAACACCUAUAUACUGUGCAUCCCGAGUCCUUGCCAUAUCCACCAAGUGGUCCAUGUGAGAAGCACCUGAGAAUGGGCAACAGCAAACUAGAGCGCACAAGGGGACCGAGAAAAAAAGAGGCUGUAUGGUGAGGAUUGAAAGGGUAAAACGAUCAGAUAGGAACGAAGAGACUCCGUGUAAAGCGGUAGUAUUCUGACUGCGGCUCCGUCUGUUUCCUCGGCCGAACAGCGGUGUCACAGAGAACCGCAGUCCACAAAUAAGUAUUGUGCUAGAGAUAGCGGUCUAACAGUUUGGUUGCUUUUAUUAUGCACCUGUUAAUAAAAAAAAUGCACCUGUAUAUAAAAACAAAACACUGUGAAAAGCAUAACCUUCCCUAGAGUGGGGGAAAAAGAUGUUUCAGCAACACUAAAAAUUUGCCUGGAGACUGGAGCAGAAAAAAGGAGGAUUACGUGUAAUUGUUUCAGUUCCUCCGCUAAGUCACAGCCCUGCUGUCAUCUACUUAUGCUUUGAUUUCGAGAAGCGAAGAGACGACAGAAUCAAUGAGGAAAUGUUUUUAAAAAAAUCCCUUUAAAAAAACCAAACUAAUCAACAAGAGUUACUAAAUCACUUUUCAUUUCUGCUUAAACACUG